Messenger RNA from Chinchilla lanigera (long-tailed chinchilla), 2825 nucleotides. RefSeq names its product stress-associated endoplasmic reticulum protein 1 (gene Serp1). Gene Ontology annotation, cellular component: endoplasmic reticulum. Gene Ontology annotation, biological process: endoplasmic reticulum unfolded protein response. The record is from RefSeq and is a predicted model, not a curated record. NCBI's taxonomy places the organism in Eukaryota, Metazoa, Chordata, Mammalia, Rodentia, Chinchillidae.
GCUGCGUUUCCUUCCUCUCGCACUCCGCGCUCCCCGCAGCGGCCGGAGCGGCGGCGCGAGCGCGUCCCGGGGCCCGUUCUCGUCCUGCGGGCGCCCGCCUGCGGAACCUCGCAGCGCCCGGGGGGCGAGCGAGCGAGUCCGGGCGGCGGCCGGGGCGGGUGGUGGCGCCGGGAAGAUGGUCGCCAAGCAGCGGAUCCGUAUGGCCAACGAGAAGCACAGCAAGAACAUCACCCAGCGCGGCAACGUCGCCAAGACCUCGAGAAAUGCCCCCGAAGAGAAGGCGUCGGUAGGACCCUGGCUGCUGGCCCUUUUCAUUUUUGUUGUUUGUGGCUCUGCAAUUUUCCAGAUUAUUCAGAGUAUCAGGAUGGGCAUGUGAAGUGACUGACCUUAAGAUGUUUCCAUUCUCCUGUGAAUUUUAAUUUGAACUCAUUCCUGAUGUUUGAUACCUUGGUUAAAAACAAUUCAGUAAAGCAUCCUGCCUCAAAUGACUUUCAAACCAUCCUUCAUGUGUCAUUCCAAGGUUUCUUCACAAGUCAUUCCAGAUUUUCUAGUCCAUACCACAGUGCCUUGCAAAAGCACCAUAUGAGUAAAGCAAUAAAAUUUGAUUGUUAAGCUAUAGUAGCGGACCCUUAUUCAGCCAGUAAAGAGGUUUUUUUUUAUGUGUUUAUUAAAAUAGUAUGCAGUGUGGGUAAUUAGAUUAAAUCUGUGUAGACAGGGUCUAGAUUUUAUUAACCCUAAUAUCUAAAUGCAAUUAGCUUAAUUUAAAAUUUGGAAUCUUGAGGUUUUUGUAUAGCUAGGCACUUUAUUACUCUUGAAUUGAAAGCACACUCUAUUACAGGGCCAUGUAAUUAUCCUGUAAUAAGGUGCUUAUAUGUAAAUGGAGGAAGUAUACAGCCUAGUUUUGCCACAACUGUUAGCACCUAAAAUUUUAAAAGCUAAAUGCGUAAUGUAAGUGGAGACGCUGAUAGCUACAUCUAUUUUAAUGUUACUAUUUCUGUUACACUACCUUGGAUUUUGCAUGCAUGAGUAUAGUAACCUCAGAACCCAUUGUAAGAAAAAAACGUAGUUGAGCAUUUUGUAACCUAAGCAGUUACUCUGGUUUCACUGAAAUCUACAUGGUGGAGUAAAAGCAGGGAAGGUUUGUUUAUGUCACGCUGAUUUCACCAGAAUUUUAAUAUAUCAAAGGGGUUAACGAUGUUAGACAAAAUUUUAGGGAAAAAUGCUAGAAAUGGAUGCCUCAUCAACUCAUACUGUGGAGUCCAGUGUGCUAUAUGACAUCUUGGUAUGUUAGGAGCACUUUUAAUAUCAAAACACAAUUUCAAAAAAGCACACCAACCAAUAAGUUAUGCUUAGUUUGGAAAUGCUUUUUCUAUGUUUAUGAUUGAAAUUCCCUUAGGAUACUAGACACAUCUGACUAAGGUGGCAUUUGGAAUUAAAUGGAUUUACUGAUACUGAUCAGUUUUUGGCCUUGUAUGAUUUUAUAGGUUAUGAUUGAUCAUUUUCUUUUAUGAAUAGUGAGGGCAAGGGUGAUAAGGUAGGUUUUAGGUUUUCUAAUAUGCAAGUUUGUUGAAAACUGCAAGUAUUGGCUAUUAAUACACUUAGCCAUAAUUUAGUGCAAAAAAGCCCAAACACAGUGUCUGUGUAUUAAGAAUUGGAACAAGGCUGCUUGUUUGCUUUGUUGAUUUCCUCAGGAUAUCUCUUUUAAAUAAGCUUUUUAAAGAGGAACAGAAGGGAAAUUGCUACCUAGUCUACACACAUUGUGAACUUCAUAAGGACUUUAAUACUCUCAAAUAUAGAAGAAAGUAAAAGAGUGGUUAAGGACACGGUAUAGGAACUUAACUGCUCUAAUAGGAAAGGAAUCAGCUGGCUUUGGGGCCAGCAGGGUUUUUUGAAACUAAUUUGUUACCUGCCUUUCUCACCCAAUAAAUCGCUUGUUUCUCUCCUUGAAACAGAUCUUGGUUAAUUCUAUUUUAUUAUAACUAAAACUGAAAGUUACUGCUCUAAAGUUAUAGCAGGUGCCUUAUUCUUUGCUUUGAAUUGAAUCAUUCCAUAUCACAGUUUCCCUUUGUUUACUAUAGAUAAUUGGCUUUAAGGUUUUUUUUAAACCUGUACAAUAUUUUGAUUAAUUUGACUGUUAAAUGCUAUAACCAUCAAUCACUUUAUAUGUAUAAAAUUGCAUUCCUUUUGUAUUUCAUGUGUGAUUUACUAGUUGAGUGCAUUUUAUAUUCAGGUUGAAUUAUGCAUGUUUGAGUAAAUGAGAGCUGUGUCUUAUUUGAUUUAUUGUUUAAAAAUAAAGUUUCCUGAAUAUUUGAUGUUUUUCUAAAAGAAAAUGACUUUACAGAGUUCUUAUCUGAGUGUACCUUUAUAGUUAAUAGAAAAUUAUUUUAAAGAAUGCCUAGUGUUAUCUUGUACUUUAAAGAAAUAGUACCUAGAGACACAGAUGUAAGGUUUGUAAUGAAAUGGGUAGCAUGAAAAAUACAGUGAAAGCAAAAUGAACUAAAUACUUCUCCAAUUAGGAUAUAGUUGCAUUAUCCAAGUCUGGUUCCAGGAAAAAGCACAAUUCUUUGAUCUGCCUUUCCAGUUGAAUUUUAUGUUUCAUCUAAUACAGAGCGGAGUAUGAGAAUAAAUAAUUUAUUGAGGUUGUUUCCAUUAUCUAAUAACUGAUUUGACUCAUGUUUUAAGGCAUUGUUAAUUAUUUCAUUGUAUUUGUCAAGUUAUAUUUGUUACUAAGUGGUCUUGCAAAGUAAUUUAAGGUUUUCAUUGUAACAGGAUGCAUUAUAAUGGGAUUUGACUCACAUUAAAGAAAUGUAUACCUGUAUAUUCAA